CAAGACUUCACCUACCACAUUCUCGAUACGAGAUCUUACAAACCACUUCAAAUUUCAUCCAGGAUGAGCGCCGAUCGUAGGAAAGUAGAUGUUAUUCUCGGAUCACAAUGGGGAGACGAAGGAAAAGGAAAACUAUGCGAUAUUCUAUCUGCUCAAGUCGAUGUAUGCGCUAGGAGUGCAGGUGGUAAUAAUGCAGGUCAUACGAUUGUAGCAGAUAUGCCAGUUGGACAAGGUGUGGAUGGGAAAGGAGGAAAGACGACAUUUGAUUUUCAUCUUUUGCCUAGUGGCCUUGUCAAUCCAAAUUGUAUUGGUCUCCUUGGUUCAGGUGUGGUGAUGCAUGUACCCAGCUUCUUUGAAGAACUAGCCGCAUUAGAAUCCAAAGGUCUCAAAUGUGCCGAUCGAGUCUUGAUUUCGGAUCGAGCUCACCUUGUUUUCGAUUUUCAUCAAAUCGUUGAUGGUCUUAAAGAAAUUGAACUAGGUGGUUCAUCAAUCGGUACCACCAAGAAGGGUAUCGGACCAGCUUAUUCUUCAAAAGCUUCUAGAUCAGGUCUCCGAGUACAUCAUUUGAUCGGAGACUUUGAGCAUUUCUCAAGUCGAUUUCGUACAUUAGUCGAAGGUCGAUUCAAAAGAUAUGGUCAUUUCGAAUACAACAUUGAAGCUGAAUUAUCACGCUAUGCCGAAUAUGCUACUCGUUUGAAACCUCAUGUUGUAGAUGGAGUUCAAUAUAUUCAUCGAGCCCUUAGUACUGGUCAAAAGAGAAUCUUGGUCGAAGGCGCCAACGCUCUUAUGCUGGAUCUUGACUUUGGAACAUAUCCUUACGUAACCUCAUCAUCCGCGUCUAUCGGUGGUGUACUUACCGGUCUUGGUCUCCCACCUCAAUCUAUCGGCAAUAUCUAUGGUGUAGUGAAAGCCUACACUACCAGGGUUGGCGCCGGACCUUUCCCUACUGAACUCACUGGUACGCUUGGUGAACAUUUGCAAGAAGUAGGAGCCGAAUGGGGUACAACGACAGGUCGUCGAAGACGUUGCGGUUGGCUAGAUGUAGUAGUCCUUAAUCAUUCACGUUUGGUCAAUGGGUAUACUUCUUGGAACUUGACUAAAUUAGAUGUCUUGGAUGACUUGGAGGAAUUAAAGAUUGGUGUGGCUUACGAAUUGAAUGGGCAGGAGAUGGAUUAUUUUCCAGCCGAUUUGGACGUGUUGGAAAAGGUAAAGGUACGUUACGUGACCCUACCUGGAUGGAAACAGCCGAUCAAGAACUGUAAGACGUUUGAAGAGCUUCCGGCUGAGUGCCGAGCUUAUGUGGAGACAGUAGAACAACUAACUGGCAUUAAAGUGAGGUGGAUCGGCGUAGGGCCUGGACGAGCAGCCAUGAUUGACCGAGUCUAGAUCAAUCACAAUAUUCUUGACCCAAAAUGAAAGUAAACGUGCGAGUGAUAUUGGCAAAGAAAAAGGCUACCAACAGUUGGCUUUCUGUUUCUUGCACUUCUAUAUUUGAUGAGGCUCUUGUUUAUAAACUAUCAACACCAAUUCCAAUAUCAAGUAGUCGAGCUGAUUGGGUUCAGGUGCAGAUGUGCUCUUUCUCAAAGUCAUUUCAAAGUCAUCUUUCUUUCAAAGCAUUUGAUGCAAUCAGUCAUCAAUCUUUCAAUUCUUUCUGACUCACUCAUUUACUAUCUUUCAUCUCAUUUGUUCUCAUGUUGUUCUAUUGGGCUUGUUGUGACAACGCUAAAACUAAAUAGAUGUUGAUCUUGUCCUAUAGUACUUUGAGUUUGUUCAUAAAGUUUGUUUAGAAAAACAAAUGUUGAGUAUUAUCUUUGAAAUCAUUUUUCUUGUAUAUGGAUCAGCCUUCC
Molecule: messenger RNA, 1847 nt
Organism: Melampsora larici-populina 98AG31
Lineage: Eukaryota; Fungi; Basidiomycota; Pucciniomycetes; Pucciniales; Melampsoraceae
Exons: 6
Coding region: 64-1386 (440 amino acids)
Biological process (GO): 'de novo' AMP biosynthetic process; IMP metabolic process
Cellular component (GO): cytoplasm
Molecular function (GO): adenylosuccinate synthase activity; GTP binding
Source: RefSeq, a predicted model, not a curated record